This is a messenger RNA of Xylaria bambusicola, 1824 nucleotides long. RefSeq lists its product as uncharacterized. The transcript is spliced from 2 exons. Lineage: Eukaryota; Fungi; Ascomycota; Sordariomycetes; Xylariales; Xylariaceae. Gene Ontology annotation, molecular function: DNA binding; zinc ion binding; DNA-binding transcription factor activity, RNA polymerase II-specific. Gene Ontology annotation, cellular component: nucleus. The coding region runs from base 351 to 1706 and encodes 451 amino acids. Gene Ontology annotation, biological process: regulation of DNA-templated transcription; aflatoxin biosynthetic process. The record is from RefSeq and is a predicted model, not a curated record.
GGGAUCAUAGCACCAUCUGACGAAAGGAAGGAUGUGCUUAUCGUAUAAGUCUGGCAUCGCCUCAAGUAUCCAAAGAAUCUCUUCUAACUUUGAUGUAACCUUCCGCUGCGGGCUCCGUUCUCGAUAAAUACGAUCGUGCCACACGGGAAUGACAAAUUAGAUUCCUUGGUCAAGCCUGAAGUAAUCAUGUAACAUAUUUUUCUCUCUUCGUUCGUCUUCUCCAUCGUCCUUCCUUAUAUUCAACCAGAACCAAGCUCACCAUUGAAUUCUGAUACAGACUGUCAUAUUAUAGAGAAUUUACUUUAGCAUCCAUAUGAAUUAUUGUAAGAUACUUUAGCUUAGCGAGGCUCAUGUCAUCAGUUUGGCCCCCGGUACUGUCGUCACCAACAUGGGCGCCACCCCUAGUCAAGCUUCGAGAUAGUUGUCUCAACUGUGCUAAGUCUAAGUUGCGAUGCGGCAGAGAGAAACCAGCUUGUGCCCGUUGUAUGAGGCUAGGAAAAAGUUGUGACUAUGUUCCUUGCAGGCGUCCAGGUCGAACACGCGCCUCCGCAUCGGAGAAAGAAAGAAGGGAAAACGUCGAACAUGCGGCUCCUACUCAACAGACAGCGCAUUCACCUGAGGUGUCGAUGCCAUGGACCACUUUGGUACCGGGCGCAACACAAGUUCCAACAACCCUUGGCUCUCCUAUUUACCAAGACAUGGUUCUAAAUUCUGGCUUCCUCACUGGAGAACCCGUCAUGUCUUCGCCACUGACAUACGACCCUUGGUUUUGUGAUGCGACGGGGGUCUCUCUGUACCAACCCAUGUUCGACUCGAUUGAUAACGUGAACGAUCCGCAACCGGAAACUGCGAUGGCGUAUCAAUUCACUCAGUUUAACCCCCAUCACCCCGUAGUGCCAAUGCCGAUGCCGAUGCCAAACCUUCUACGAAAUACGAUCUUAGAUUCGUCAAUUAUUUCCAACCCUAAUCAGCCAGUAAUGAGUCCGGCUACGGACACUCAUCUUAACCUCCCAACCAUGCCCACAGAACCUCCUUUACAACCUCCAUGCUCGUGCCCUAUCCGUGCAUUUGGGUUAUUUCAGCAACUCUCCCUGAGCCCGUCAAAGAUCUCAGUGUUCAAGGAACAAUAUACAAGCGACUGUACCCGGACGAGCCAGUGGAGCACGGAGGGGAAACAAUGCUUGGAAGAAAUCACCAGCAUGGUAAAAUGCACGUGCUCUGAAGACCCGGAUUUGCUAUCUUUCAAGAGCCUGCUCGCCUUCAAGAUAAUGGGGGUUUUCAAGAUUACAUCCCGCGAGCUUGAGAAAACCUCACUAGCAAACGACCACAACCUCGGCCAAUACAUGGACAACACUCCCGAUAUCGAGGGACAUAGCUACUCUUCGAAGAUACGCGUUGAGGACCUUCACCUUGUGCAGCAACUUGUCAGCUCGCUCUCGCUACAACUUAGGAGACUAAGAGCCGGCAAACCGAUGGAGGAGAGCGCGAUUUCAGAUACCCAUGCUACGAACUACGUCUCAGCUGCUAAUAGAAUGGAAGUCGUGGAUAGGACAGAAGAGAAUAAAGGCUUUGUACCUUAUACGUUACUACGUCAGCUGGAAGUAGAACUUCGCAGAAGUCUCCAAAACCUGUUCACUGAGAUUGGGGAAGAUGGACAUCAGGGGGACCUCUUUGAUUCCAGUAAAUACAACACAGCUAAUUAUUGAUCAAGUGUCAUGGUGGAGUGAUAAAACCUGUCAGCUAACGAGGCUUAGAUCAUUGAAGCCACCUAAUGAUAGGGGAAUGACGAGAGUGGAAGACUAUAGAAGCGUGAGGCGGAGAACU